CUGCUCCCCUCGCAGAGGGGAAGUCCUGACACAAAGGCGAAGAGUCUCUCCCAGCGAGCCCGGCCGAGCCCGCACGGGAUUCGCCCCCGGCCUGGCUUUGACAGGAUGGCGGUGGAGCUGCGCGUAGCAGACGAGGACCUCAUGCAGGAAGCCAGUGUCCUCGAGCCAGAGGUGCUGUCCGCAGCUCUGGAGACCACGGACCGGGAGGAGCGCUCCCCACGCCGGUGCGUCCGCCUGCUGGAAUCCUGCCUCGGGCACCAGCUCCCCUGCUGCGACCCGUGUGCUACCUGCUACUGCCGCUUCUUCAAUGCCUUUUGCUACUGCAGGAAAAUCAACGCCACCUUCCCCUGUGGCAAGAACUCCCCCUGCAGGAAAAUCAACGCCACCUUCCCCUGUGGCAAGAACUAG
Pelodiscus sinensis (Chinese soft-shelled turtle) is the source of this 408-nucleotide messenger RNA. NCBI's taxonomy places the organism in Eukaryota, Metazoa, Chordata, Testudines, Trionychidae. The record is from RefSeq and is a predicted model, not a curated record.